Nestor notabilis (Kea) is the source of this 789-nucleotide messenger RNA. It is a transcript of the gene HYLS1, whose product is annotated as hydrolethalus syndrome 1. NCBI's taxonomy places the organism in Eukaryota, Metazoa, Chordata, Aves, Psittaciformes, Psittacidae. The record is from RefSeq and is a predicted model, not a curated record. The coding region runs from base 1 to 789 and encodes 262 amino acids. The transcript has a single exon. Gene Ontology annotation, cellular component: non-motile cilium; centriole. Gene Ontology annotation, biological process: cilium assembly.
AUGGGAGCAGGCAGGUAUGAAUGGACCAAUCUGGACACCGGGGAGCUGCCGGCUGCAGCGCUGUACCCCCAGCAUGGAAGCAGCAAGCAGCGGGCGCAUCCCCACCACGAUCCCUAUGCUGAGGCCUCCCUCGCUGUGGGAAUACAGCCAGGCUUUCCUCGAUGUUCCAAGGAGCAGAGAGGAGCCAGGAGGCUGGUCAUGAAAAGGAAGGUGCUGAGGCGCAGACCCGAUGGGGGAGUGGAAGUGUCCGACGAGUCAGUGCCCAGCGAGCCCGAGAGCGAUCCCGAGGCUUGGAGCCCGAGGCAGGAAUUGCCUGAGCCAGAUGACAGCAUCUCUGAGGGGGAGAUUGAGACCAGCAGCAGCUCCCAUGAUGAAUCCCUGUGCCAGUGGCUCCCUGCGGACAGCACCCCCUUUCUCCUCGGGGAUUUUGGGAGCAGGAGCUCUUCUGUUUCUCAGUACACAGCGGAACAACCCAAAUCCUUCAUCCCACCACGGCUUGAGCUGCUGGGACGGAACAGGGGGAAGACUGACCGAGUGGCCAAAUACUUUGAGUAUAAACGAGAAUGGGAGAAAUUCCGAAUCCCGGGAGAGGAUCAGCGGCAGGAGCUGCGCUGGAGCAUCCGGGAGCAGAUGCUCUGCAAGGCCGAGCUUCCCGGGAAGCCACCGCAGCACCUCUACAUCCCCAACACCUAUACGGUGCCCACUGAGAAGAAGAGAGCUGCCCUGCGCUGGGAAGUGCGCUGGGACCUGGCCAACGGCCUCAUUCCCAGGAAAACCACCUCUGCCUAG